UGGCAUCAACUUUAUAAAUGGCUCAUUGUGUUUUUUAAUUGAGGCUAGAAGUUGCAUUUUACUAAAAAUUGUAGUUGUUGCAAAAGUAGAGCGAAAGGACUUGUUUUGAUAACCGUAUCCUGUUAUGUUGAUUGAGAAAGACACAAAAGCUGUCUUCUGAUUAGCUGUCUUUUGCACAUCGUGGUGCUUUUUUGAGAAUGAAUGGCAAAGCGACGCUUUUUUCGUGAAGUGGUAUGAAUUGGGCAAUCACAACAGCUGCCGUUGAUUUUGUUGGCCACCAUUCCACGAUGAGAAUUUCUGAUCAGAUCAGCUCCAACUCCAUCAUGCGACUGGAUGUUUUGCUUCCUCCGAUCAAGGAUAUUACACAUGGAUGAUAGGCAAAUUCAUAAAAAAAAUCCAGAUCCGAAUGACUCCGCCAAAAUCGGAAGCGGAAGAUUUCUUUCUACAGGAUUGCCGUUCAAAUCACUGUCGUUCAUUUUCUGCAUCGCUCACUAUACGAUUAGUACAAUUGUUUAUGAAACAUGUGAAGCAAUUUGGAAGACAUUGAACGAAAAGUUCAUUUCUUUUCCAACAACGUCUGCGUUCAACAAAGUGGAAGAGAGUUUCUUAACAAACGGAAAUUUUCUUAAUUGCAUUGGUGCCAUCGAUGGCAAACAUGUACGGGUGAAGGCACCGUCAAAAUCCGGUACUCAAUAUUUCAAUUACAAGAAAUGUUUUUCUUUGCAUUUGCAAGCAGUAGCUGAUGCCAAUAGCAAAUUUAAAGCCGUUGAUGUUGGCGAAUAUGGGAGUUGUUGUGAUAGUGGUGUUUUUAAGUCAUCAACGUUGUUUCAACUGAUACAGUCGAAUCGCCUGAAUAUUCCUCCUCCCAAGCCACUUCCUGGCACUAGACAAGAUGUGCCUCACGUGCUAAUUGGCGAUCAAGGCUACCCAUUGAAAACAUUUUUACUGCGUCCCUGCCCAGAUAGUGAAGAUCCAGCCAAACUUCAUUUCAAUGAAUUGUUAAGCAUAGCAAGACGUUGCGUUGAAUGUGCUUUUGGCAUACUAGUCGUUAAAUGGCGAUGCUUAAAAACAGAAUUGCAAGUAACUCCAGAGAAUGUCACGUUAAUAGUCCAAACAACAUGUUUGUUACACAAUAUUUGUAUGGAAUUCAAAGAAUCACUACCAAAUCCAGCUAAAAACACAAUGACUUCAGAUAUCAAUUAUAAUAGAGCUAACAACCAUUCAUCUCACCAGGCAAAGGAUUUAAGAGAUUAUUUCAAAUAUUACUUCUUUAAUCACAUGGCUUGAUAUAAUAUAAUGCUACAAAUAGAUCUAUAAUACGUAAACAUGUCUCGGUAACAUAUAUUUUUCUCAUUUUGUUCGUAUUUCUAAAUAGUUACUGAAAUUUUUUUUAAAUGAUUUUGUUUCCUGCUAAAUGGCUGAUUGUGGUGCAACAAUUUUCGUAUAGUUUGUGGUGUUAAUAAAAUAAUGAAUUUUCUUUCAAAAUAUCACAAUUUCUUCGGACGUUACUUUCAAUACUGGCCCGUAAAAUUUCA
Messenger RNA from Anopheles merus, 1535 nucleotides. Its product is annotated as putative nuclease HARBI1. The transcript is spliced from 3 exons. Lineage: Eukaryota; Metazoa; Arthropoda; Insecta; Diptera; Culicidae. Bases 334 to 1287 code for a protein of 317 amino acids. The record is from RefSeq and is a predicted model, not a curated record.